CCCGGAAGUUCCGGCUUUCCAAGGGGCACGGUGGAUUCGGCUCUGUUGCUCUCUAUUCGUCACCGAGAGGAAGACGGAGCCGGCCGCCUAGCCCAAAGGCCCAUUAGGGGAUGCAGUUAUGGGCGCUGUCACCGUGGCAAUUAGGAUUCGCCUUUCAAGUGUUCCUUUGGAGUGUGAGCUACUGCAACCAGAUUUACUAGUGCUGUCUUCAUUACUGCAGACUUCUGACUUCUUCGUUCUUCUUCCUUUUCUUCUUCACCAGAACUUGUUCGCUUCAUUCUUUUGUACCUACCUUUUGCACAUUGUAACCAUCCUUUAUGCCUCAGUAAUGAGAGUCAGUAUUGCCAAAGCAUUUGGGCCAAACUAUGAAGGACUGUGAUGGUAAAGUUGAGGAAUAUGGACUUGGAAAUUAUUAAAGGCUUUCAGUGAAGAGAGUGAUGUGAUUAAAAAUGGCAUUAUUGGAAAACGAAUCUGGUACUGGAAUGCAGCACAGAUUAGAGGGAGUUGGAGUGGAGGCCAGAACUUGGGUACUAUUUUUUUCUAAGAUCUACAGUUAAAUGUUUAUCUUUAAGAUUGUUAUUUUGUGUCAGUAAAUAAUCCAUAAAGUGCCAGCAUGGGAAAGAAACGGACAAAGGGAAAAACUGUUCCAACUGAUGAUUCCUCUGAAUCUUCAGAACCUAUAUGUAGACACAUUAGAAAAGGAUUGGAACAAGGUAAUUUGAAAAAGGCUUUAGUCAAUGUGGAAUGGAAUAUUUGUCAAGACUGUAAGACGGACAACAAAGUAAAAGAUAAAUCUGAAGAAGAAACAGAAGAAAAUCCUUCAGUUUGGCUAUGUCUUAAAUGUGGCCAUCAGGGCUGUGGCAGAAAUUCUCAGGAGCAGCAUGCUUUGAAGCACUAUAUGAUACCAAGAUCAGAGCCACACUGUCUGGUUCUCAGUUUGGACAACUGGAGUGUGUGGUGUUACCUCUGUGAUAAUGAAGUCCAGUAUAGUAGUUCAAACCGAUUGGGCCAAGUGGUUGAUUAUGUUAGAAAACAAGCUGGUACUAUAAUUCCCAAACCAGCAGACAGGGAUAAUGGAAACAUUGAACUUGAAAACAAAAAAUUAGAAAAAGAGAGUAAAAAUGAACAAGAAAGAGAAAAGAAGGAAAACAUGACUAAAGAAAAUCCACCCAUGAAUUCUUCCCAAAUAACCGUGAAAGGACUCAGUAAUUUGGGAAAUACAUGUUUCUUCAAUGCAGUUAUGCAGAAUUUGUCACAAACACCAGUGCUUAGAGAGUUACUGAAAGAAGUGAAAAUGUCUGGAACAAUUGUAAAAAUUGAACCACCUGAUUUGGCACUAACAGAACCUUUAGAAGUAAACCUUGAGCCUCCAGGUCCUCUUACUUUAGCCAUGAGCCAGUUUCUUAAUGAGAUGCAAGAGACCAAAAAGGGAAUUGUGACACCUAAAGAACUCUUUGCUCAGGUCUGUAAAAAAGCAGUGCGGUUUAAGGGCUACCAGCAGCAAGACAGCCAGGAGCUACUUCGCUAUUUACUGGAUGGGAUGAGAGCAGAAGAACACCAAAGAGUGAGUAAAGGAAUUCUUAAAGCAUUUGGUAAUUCUACUGAAAAAUUGGAUGAAGAACUAAAAAAUAAAGUUAAAGAUUAUGAAAAGAAAAAAUCAAUACCAAGUUUUGUGGACCGUAUCUUUGGUGGUGAACUGACUAGUACAAUCAUGUGUGAUGAGUGUAGCACUGUUUCUUUGGUUCAUGAAUCUUUCCUUGAUUUGUCUCUCCCAGUUUUAGAUGAUCAGAGUGGUAAGAAAAGUAUAAAUGAUAAAAAUCUGAAAAAGACAAUGGAGGAUGAAGAUAAAGACAGUGAGGAAGAAAAAGAUAAUGACAGUUACAUAAAAGAGAGACAUGAUAUUCCUUCAGGAACAAGUAAGCACUUACAGAAAAAAGCAAAGAAGCAAGCCAAAAAGCAAGCCAAGAACCAACGAAGGCAACAAAAAAUUCAAGGAAAAGUUCUUCAUUUAAAUGAUAUCUGUACCAUUGACCAUCCUGAAGACAAUGAAUGUGAGGCUGAAAUGUCACUUCAGGAAGAAGUAGAAAUUAAAUCCAACCAUAUUUCACAAGAGGAAGUUACACAUAAAGAAUUUUGUGUUAAUCAGAAAGAUUUGAACGGACAAGAAAAAAUGAUAGAAAAUAUAACUGACAAUCAAAAGUCCAUAGAGGAAAUAGAUAUUAAAAAUAUCGAUAUGGAUAAUGAUCUGGAGGAAUUGGCAUCAUCUACCUCUGAAUGUACUAGGAAUUUAAAUGGUACCUUUCUGAAAGAAGGGAGUAAUGGAGAGGUGGACAUUUCCAGUGGUUUCAAAAACCUUAACUUAAAUGCUGUUCUUCAACCUGAUGAAAUAGAUAUAGAGAUUCUGAAUGACAGUCAUACUUCUGGGACAAAAGUAUAUGAGGUUGUAAAUGAAGAUCCAGAAACUGCUUUCUGUACUCUUGCAAAUAGAGACACUUUGAACACUGAUGAGUGUUCAGUUCAAUAUUGUUUAUAUCAGUUCACCCGUAAUGAGAAACUUCGAGAUGCAAAUAAACUGCUUUGUGAAGUAUGCACACGGAGGCAAUAUAAUGGACCAAAGGCAAAUACAAAAGGUGAAAGAAAACAUGUUUAUACCAAUGCCAAAAAGCAGAUGCUAAUUUCUCUUGCUCCUCCUGUUCUCACUCUUCAUUUAAAGAGAUUUCAGCAGGCUGGUUUCAACCUACGCAAAGUUAACAAACACAUAAAGUUUCCGGAAAUCUUAGAUUUGGCUCCUUUUUGUACCCUUAAAUGUAAGAAUGUUGCAGAAGAAAACACAAGAGUACUAUAUUCAUUAUAUGGAGUUGUUGAACACAGUGGUACCAUGAGAUCGGGUCAUUACACUGCCUAUGCCAAGGCAAGAACUGCAAAUAGUCAUCUCUCUAAUCUCAUUCUUCAUGGAGAUAUUCCACAAGAUUUUGAAAUGGAAUCAACCAAAGGGCAGUGGUUUCACAUCAGCGACACACAUGUGCAAGCUGUGCCUACAGCUAAAGUUCUAAACUCACAAGCAUACCUCUUAUUCUAUGAGAGAAUACUGUAACAACAAAAAAGUGCUUUCUUUGGAAAUGCAUUUGUGGCUUUUUUUAAAUGGCUGUUAUUAGUAACAAUAAAAAAUUAAAGACUAUAAAUCAUGUUCACUUAAUACUAAAUACCUGACAGAAGAAAUCAUGUUUAUUUAAGUAUCAAAGGGAAAGCACUUAAAAAUUCAGUGAUUUUUUUUUUUUUUGUAUUGUCAUAGUGGUUUUUAUUCUCGCUUCAUUUCUGAAAAGUAAAUUUGAAUUAUUUAAUUCCUCUGUGCUUAAUGUUUGGGUGGUGAAUCAUGACCCAUCAAUAAACUGACUUCCCCCAAAA
Ictidomys tridecemlineatus (thirteen-lined ground squirrel) is the source of this 3405-nucleotide messenger RNA. NCBI's taxonomy places the organism in Eukaryota, Metazoa, Chordata, Mammalia, Rodentia, Sciuridae. The record is from RefSeq and is a predicted model, not a curated record.